CAAGGCAGAACAAAGCUCAUUCUCUUUCAUCAUCUCAUUUUACUGUUUUCUCAGCGCCAGGAAGGAAUUAAAGUAAGCAGAAUAAAUCCAAGUUACUUGUGGGUUGUUAGUCUGUAAUCUCUGUCUCAUCUAAGAUCCUCCCUCACACACCACACAGUAUAAAAGCAUCACUGCUAUCACAGGGUCUGUAGUUGCCACAGAGCUGAUUUUAAGUAGCUGUUCACCACCAGCAAGGCAAGAAACAAACCAGCGAAGCAGCCAUGGACAACAAGAUCACAUUCUCCCUCCUGCUGCUUACUCUCACAGGCGUCUGUCAAGAGUCACUUCUGGGUGGAGAGUUGCGGUGUCACUGUCUCCAGACUGUCUCGGGUUUGAUAUCACCAAAGCACUUGUUACAUGUGGAAAUCAUCCCCAAAGGCCCACAGUGCGGCACCGUGGAAGUCAUUGCGACACUGAAGACGAGCCAGCAAAUCUGUUUGGAUCCCGAGGCCAAAUGGGUGAAGAUGAUCAUUAACAGGAUUUUACGCAGCUCAUCCGGCAGACUGCGCAAAUAGGAAAAGCAGAGAUAAUGCAUCUAACCCCAUGCAGAAUUCUCAGCCAUGAUGUAUCUCCAAGGGCCAGGCUGUUCAUAGUUUGUUUUACUCUUUCAUUCUCUGUCCACACUGACUCAUCCCAUAUACAGACUGCUAGUUUGAGAAAGGAAGCUGCUGGAGUAAAUAUACCUUCACACUACCAGGAGACUUGUGAGUUUUAUGGCAUGAUCAUGCUGCGUGCUUUUCUGUGGAGGCACUUGGAGCUGAAUCCUGGGCUCAGUACAGUCAACAGGAACACUCUCAUUGAUUUCGAAGGGUCAAGGAUUUGGCUGUUAUUGAAUUGGCCUUUAAAGCAAUGCCAUCUGUGAAUUUCACGUUGAAAAGCUGUGCAGUGUCACAUUUAUUCGUGCAAGAGGGCUUUCAUAAUCACAGAAAAAAGAAUGAAGCAAAAGUACACCUUGGAGUGUCCCAGAAUGCAAAAAAGAGUUUGUGUUUAUUAAUACAAUACGGUUAAUAGCAAGAAGCCAUGUCACUGACUGUGAAACAAUUGCACUAUUUAGAAUGUCUUCAGUAUUUUAAAUGCUGAACUCUUGAUUUUAUACGCAUUAUCUUUAUCACUAGCCAUAAAACUGCACACCAAUAAAACCAGUAAUUCUAUUUUUAUCAUGACACGUCUCUGUCAUUUUCAUGUAGUGCGCUGUCACACUUUAAGAUGUCAGCCAGGGUGAAGAUGGUUUUUAUACUCCCCCCGCUCUUUUACUUCUGAAAGUUUGUAUUAGUGGUUGUUAUAAUAUUUUUAUA
Chrysemys picta bellii (western painted turtle) is the source of this 1334-nucleotide messenger RNA. RefSeq names its product alveolar macrophage chemotactic factor-like. Gene Ontology annotation, biological process: defense response; chemotaxis; immune response. Gene Ontology annotation, molecular function: chemokine activity. The record is from RefSeq and is a predicted model, not a curated record. NCBI's taxonomy places the organism in Eukaryota, Metazoa, Chordata, Testudines, Emydidae. Gene Ontology annotation, cellular component: extracellular region.